Molecule: messenger RNA, 1800 nt
Organism: Phanerochaete carnosa HHB-10118-sp
Lineage: Eukaryota; Fungi; Basidiomycota; Agaricomycetes; Polyporales; Phanerochaetaceae
Product: glycosyltransferase family 69 protein
Exons: 6
Coding region: 112-1632 (506 amino acids)
Source: RefSeq, a predicted model, not a curated record
CCCACUUGCACGACAGCGAUUGCUCACCUCUGUGAGGGCUUCAAUCUAGCUUUAGAGGGAUCUGCUGGAUGUGCGACGAGACGAGGUCGUAGCUUUCGACAGUCUGCAAGCAUGCAACCUAAAAGUAGCAACCCGUUGACCAAACUACCGACAUGGGUGUCCAUCUCCAUCGGCAUUUUCAUUGGGCUUGCUGUAGCCAACCUAUUCACCUCGUCAGACUCCCGCACAUUAUGGAGAGGCGGCCACUCGCCAUUACCGCAGAACAUUCACACUAGCUCGAGGCACCCCGUAAGCGUGCCCACGGAGGAACAACGCCUCCGCGUCCUGAAGCUUCUGACGACACUCUCCCCGCAUUACACAAAAGAAUGCACACGAAACGCACAACCACUUUACAAGGAGCAAGCUCAGGAACGAUAUGACGCGCUCAUUGGCCAUCUACCACCAGCGCGGACAUCGUGGCUCGACGCUAUCCGGAUGAGCACUGGCUCUGAGGGCGACUUUGUCCCGCCGUCAAGACCAAGACACCCGGAUACCCACAAGUAUUUCUUUGCUAUCAAUCUGUAUAACUCAUUCGACAUCAUCCCCGACCUUUUCGCCACUCUCUUCCGCGUAUCCUCUGUCUUGGGCUACCAAAACGUAUAUGUCUCGAUAUACGAGAAUGGUUCGACAGAUCAGACGAAGGCCCUGCUGCAAAUAUUUAACGCUCUGUGCAAAUCGGUGGGAUUGCGUGUGGAUAUUCAGACAUCUAUGCGUACCCGUGGCGCUUUCAACCACCGUAUCGAGUACCUGGCUGAAGUCCGGAACGCCGCCUUCGUGCCAUUACACGAUCUGCGUAAUACUCAGAACGAAUACUUCGACACGAUCAUCUUCAUGAACGACAUCUUGCCAUGCGUGGAUGAUCUCCUGGAGCUGAUUUGGCAGAGUCGGAAAAACAACGCAGGUAUCACCUGUGCGACGGACUAUAUGUUCCACGAGGAGCUUGGAUCCCCCGUGUUCUACGACAACUGGGUCGCGCGCGACAUCAACGGUACAGCACUUGAGAACGCCCCCUUCGAAUCCAUUUUUCACCAACCCCAAUCUCAAGAACGUUUCCAGCAACAUCUUCCCGUCCAGAUGCAGUCCUGUUGGAACGGCAUUGCCAUCAUGGACCCUGCGCCGUUUUACGCGCCGCCCCAUGUUCGCUUCCGCAUGGCACGAAUUACAGAGGGAGAGUGUUCGGCGAGUGAAUGUAGUUUGAUUGCAAACGACUAUUGGGAGGCGGACUACGGUCGUAUCCUGAUGGUUCCCAGAGUGAAAUUAGCGUACGACAAUCGGGUGUUUGAAAUCAUUCACCCGCCCCGCAAGAACUUGACGUCAAUACGAGGCUACGUCCGGUUAGGCGGGCUUCCCGAUAAUCCGCGUACAGAUCCCCAGGAUCGCCAGUGGUUCGGCCCCCAUGACCGACUCUUUACUGACGAGGAGAAUGAACCGCUAGACUUCCUGCCUGGUCCCGAACACGUAUGGUGCUGGGGAUGGGACGGUGCAGGCGACCUUGACGGCCCAGAUGUUGACCCUAUCUGGGAACGCAGGCCGAAUCACACCACGAUGGUCGAUGCCGUUAAGGUGCGGCAUCGGCGGAAUCUCAACACAUAGCUGCGCGAGAACGACUGCGCGCGACUGUCACGGCCUAGGAUGAAGUCAUGUGUUUUUGGGCCGCGAGCAUUUCUCUUUUAGAUGCUCUGCAUAUGCUUUCGAUAUCUAUCAUGCAGGGAGUACACUCACCUUAGGACGUAUAAUCAUGAGUAUUUAACUAGCCAUACC